Molecule: messenger RNA, 1086 nt
Organism: Trichomonas vaginalis G3
Lineage: Eukaryota; Parabasalia; Trichomonadida; Trichomonadidae
Product: guanylate cyclase protein
Exons: 1
Coding region: 1-1086 (361 amino acids)
Biological process (GO): intracellular signal transduction; receptor guanylyl cyclase signaling pathway; cGMP biosynthetic process
Molecular function (GO): peptide receptor activity; guanylate cyclase activity
Source: RefSeq, a predicted model, not a curated record
AUGAGAUGUCCAGCAACAACAAUUCUCAACAACCAGAGAAUCAUGGAUCUCAUUUCAGGCCACUAUAAUUAUAAGAAUGAUGACAAUUCCGAAAAACAUGUUUGGUUCACAAAUGAAGUUGUAAAUAAAUUGAAUGAUGUUGUAAUUGUUUGCCAAGAAGAAACAAGUAAAAUUAUAACAGUUAAUGCAGCUUUCGAAGAAUUAUUCGGCAUCAAACAACAGGAUAUUGAAAACACUCCAAUCAAAGAUUUCUUUACAGAAGAAAGAUUCAAAUAUGAUGAAAAUAUAGACAGAGUUUUCACAAAAACAACAGAUUUAGUUUUUCUCAACAAGUCAGGGAAUAAUGUUUAUUUGGAGUUUUCAACAUCAGCGAUAUCAGGAAGAAGAAUUUAUUCAGGAAGAGAUCAAACACAAAUUGUUAUGCAUGAAAAGCUUAUUGUUGAUGAGAGGAAGAAAUCAGAUGCUAUGCUAUCAAGUAUUUUACCACCAAUGUUAGUUCCAAGAUUUCAAGCUGGAGAAAAGAAUAUUUCUUUCAGUGUACAAAGUGCAACAGUUUUAUUCUUGGAUGUUGUUGAAUUCACGCCAUGGUGUGGUUCUCAUGAUGCUCAAUAUGUCAUGAGAAUGUUAAACAUCAUGUUCAAAGAAUUCGAUGCGAUAACAAAUGCCCAUAAAACAAUGACGAAGAUUAAAUGCAUUGGUGAUUGUUAUAUGGCUGCUGGUGGUAUAUUUGAUGAAGUAAAUCAACCAGCUGUUCAUGCAAAAGAAGUUGUUGAUUUUGGAACAUUAGUUAUUAAGAAACUCUUAGAGAUCGAUGAAAGAGAAAACGAGAAUUUAAGAAUAAGAGUUGGAGUGAACACUGGCGGUCCAAUCGUUGCUGGUGUCAUCGGAACAGAAAAACCAACAUUUGAAAUAUUAGGACCUGCAAUUAACAUUGCACAUGAGAUGGAAAACAAAGGAGUACCAAUGAAAGUUCAUAUUUCUAGACCUGUCUAUGAAUUAAUCUACGGUCAAAACUUCGAUAUUAAAGAAAGAGGUGAAAUCGAUGUAAAAGGAGGAAAAAUGUUCACAUAUAUUGUAGAACCAUGA